GAGACGGAGCCGGAAGGCCGUUAUUCAGAGGCGGCUCCGAGCCUCCCCUUCGCCUUCUGGAUGCUCUGAGCUCCUCAACUUGGCGUUCAGGGCCCUGCAUUGUCUGGUCCGUUUUCACCGGAGAGUCCAGCAACUGACACUUUCUUCCCUUAAACCUGUUGGGCGGUUCAUUCCUUUGAGCUACUGUACAUGCUCUUCCUUCUGCCGAGCUCCCCGGAUUAUGGUGCACUGAGAAGGCAUCUGGAAGCCUGGGCCCUCAUGGCAUCCAACGAUAAAGGCAUGGCACCCUCGCUGGGCUCUCCCUGGGCCUCCCAGAUGGGGCCCUGGGAUGCCAUCCUCAAGGCUGUCAAAGACCAGCUCCCGUCUCUGGACUCAGACUCCCCUUUGUCGGACUAUGGGGAAGAGGAGCUGUUCAUCUUCCAGCGAAACCAAACCUCCCUGAUUCCAGACCUGUCGGAGGAGCUGGCUGAAGAUCCUGCCGAUGGCGACAAGUCCAGGGCCUGGGUCGCUGCAGCUGAAGAGUCCCUUCCCGAGCCAGUUCUGGUGCCUGCAGAAUUGGCCACAGAACCUGGGUGCAGACAGAACACAAGGACAAAGGAUGCAUCCUCUCAGGAAGGAAGAGACCCUGGCAGGCCUUUUGAAAGCUCUGGUGAGGUCAGCGCUCUUCUUGGGAUGGCCGAGGAGCCCCCCAGGUGGCUGGAAGGCGACCUUGGAAGCCUGUCUUUCAACACCAAAGGAUCCCAGGGUCCUCCCUGGGACCCACAGGCCGAAGCCACUCUCUCCUGCCAUGAAGGAGACCCAAAGGCAGAGCCCCUCAGCACUGCCUCACAAGAAUCUGUGAACCGCCGGGCCCUCCGACAGGAGAGAAGGAAGAUGAUAGAGACGGACAUCCUCCAGAAAGUCACCCGGGAUGCCUGCGGCCCGACCAGCAGUGACAAAGGUGGGGUGAAGGAGGCGCCCUGCCACGCUGCGGAGUCAGCUCCCAGAUCCAAAAUGCCCCUCGUGGAGCCUCCGGAGGGACCACCAGUGCUCUCGCUCCAGCAACUUGAAGCGUGGGAUUUGGAUGACAUCCUUCAGAGUCUGGCGGGACAAGAAGACAACCAGGGAAAUCGUGCACCUGGAACUGUGUGGUGGGCAGCUGACCACCGCCAAGUUCAAGACCGCAUGGUGCCGAGCGCCCACAACAGGCUCAUGGAACAGCUGGCCCUCCUGUGCACCACGCAGUCCAAGGCCUCUGCUUGUGCCCGGAAGGUGCCUGCCGACACUCCCCAGGACACCAAAGAGGCAGAUUCAGGAAGCAGAUGUGCCUCAAGGAAGCAGGGCUCCCAGGCUGGGCCAGGCCCGCAGCUGGCCCAGGGCAUGAGGCUUAACGCAGAGUCCCCCACCAUCUUUAUUGACCUGCGGCAGAUGGAGCUACCAGACCACCUGUCCCCAGAAAGCUCCAGCCACAGCUCCUCUGACAGUGAGGAGGAGGAGGAGGAAGAGAUGGCAGCUCUGGGAGACGCAGAGGGGGCAUCUCCUUCCUCCCUGGGGCUACGGACCUGUACCGGGAAAAGCCAGCUUCUCCAGCAGCUCAGGGCCUUUCAGAAGGGGACAGCCCAGCCCGAGCUGCCUGCCAGCAAGGGGCCCGCGGGUGGGAGGGCUCAGGCCCCUGAAGACACAGCUGGAUCACGAACUGGGAGGAAGCAACACAUGAAGCUCUGUGCCAAGGGGCAGAGCGCCCAGGCUCGACUCCCAAGAGGCAGGCCCAGAGCCCUGGGGGAUGUUCCUGAGCCAGGGGCAGCCAGGGAGGCCCUGAUGCCUCCUCUGGAGCAACUAUAGCUGCCUCAGGAUGUGUCCUGCUGUCUGCCCCGUGGGAAGAGCAGAGAAAUCAUCACCACCUUGGGCCCCACGGUGCCACGGGCUCAGGCAGCACAGUAGGGCGCCGGGCCUUUGGGACAGUGUCCCAGCUUCCCCUGGGGUUCACCCCUGGCUGCCAGGCCACUGAGGAUGGGCAGGGGUCUCUUCUCAUCAAGCCUUGUACCAGGCAAAAGACAGGCCCUGCUUGGCCGUGGUCACUGGCCGCCAAGAUCAGGGCUACAGAUGUCUGCUCUCUGGACCCCACGUGAUCUGGCCACUGGGGACCCCCACCCGACCCCACUCCCAAUGAUGAGGGGCAUUUUCAUUGCAAGUCAAAGGCAAGACAGGCUUCCAUAAAGUCCCAGGAGGUCCCUCCUGUAGGGCACAAGGCCAGGCUGCCUCCCAGCCCCCAGGCCCUCUCCCACCUACAGAGACCCUCCCCUGCCCCCUCCACUCCGGGGCCUGUGCCGCCAGAACCGGGCUCUGCCCCCAUACGCUGCCCUCGCAGCCUGGCGGCCUCCGCUGUGGCUGCCUAGCUGUCAAGAGCAAAGGCUUUUUUUUUCUUCAACCCCAUUUUCUUCCAUUUCUCCCACCUUUUUAAUGCCAGUAACCUCACUGAGAAUGUUUUACAGUGAUGGAAAAUAAACUCUGUUCCAAGUUCAA
Messenger RNA from Homo sapiens (human), 2502 nucleotides. It is a transcript of the gene DNAAF8, whose product is annotated as dynein axonemal assembly factor 8. Gene Ontology annotation, molecular function: dynein complex binding. The record is from RefSeq and is a predicted model, not a curated record. Gene Ontology annotation, cellular component: dynein axonemal particle; cytoplasm. NCBI's taxonomy places the organism in Eukaryota, Metazoa, Chordata, Mammalia, Primates, Hominidae. The coding region runs from base 190 to 1821 and encodes 543 amino acids. The transcript has 10 exons.